Messenger RNA from Lynx canadensis (Canada lynx), 3695 nucleotides. RefSeq names its product fidgetin like 1 (gene FIGNL1). Lineage: Eukaryota; Metazoa; Chordata; Mammalia; Carnivora; Felidae. The transcript has a single exon. Bases 8 to 2038 code for a protein of 676 amino acids. The record is from RefSeq and is a predicted model, not a curated record. Gene Ontology annotation, molecular function: ATP binding; microtubule severing ATPase activity; ATP hydrolysis activity.
CUCCAGCAUGCAGGCCCCCAGCUCCAGGUCUGUGCACCUGAGUGAAUGGCAGAAGAAUUACUUUGCCAUUACAUCCGGCAUAUGUACAUCAGGACAGAAGGCGGACGCAUACCGGGCACAGAUACUACGCAUUCAGUACGCGUGGGCAAACGCGGAGAUCUCCCAGGUCGGUGCCGCCGUGCUGUUCAAAAAAUAUGCAGAGAAAUACUCUGCAGUUAUUGAUUCUGACAACGUCGAGACCGGCUUGAAUAACUACGCGGAAAGCAUUUUAACGUUAGCAAGAUCUCAGCAAACUGACAGUGACAGGUGGCAGUCUGGAUUGUCAAUAAAUAAUGUUUUCAAAAUGAGUAACGUACAGGAGAUGAUGCAAGCUGGCCAGAAAGCCAGAGAGUCUCUGUUGGCACCUGCCGACGCGUCAGUAUUAAUCCAUAAAGAGGCCGCUGUCCUCAGUCCUCCUAAGUUUAGUGUUUGUGGUGGUUCUGGGGACAGGGGCCCGAUAACUGACUCGGCUCAUAAUACGAACGGGACCCAAGACAUCCCAGAGGGCACUCCUUCGACGUGCCCUCUGAAUGCCCGGCCACCUGCGCUGACUAACACCAAUAAGACGUGUCCUACGUCCUUAACACCUUCCGGUGAACUUGCUACCGCAAAAUUCCAUGCCACACCACUGUUCGGAAGUGUCAAAAAGGAAAAUAACAGCUCUCCCACAGCCAACAUAGGACUGAACAAGUCCUCACCUAAUCAGUCUUGUUUGCCCUCUGGCUGUGAAAAUCCAUGGGCGCAGAAAGCUUUUUAUGGUUCUGGCAUCAUCGAUGCACUUUCCACCCCAAUAGUGAAUAAGGCUUUUAGUAAAACAGAAGAUAACGGCCAGAGAGAAGAGAGUAGCCUGCCUGCUUUUAAAACUGCAAAAGAACAAUUAUGGAUAGAUCAGCAGAAAAAGAACCCCCAGCCCCAGCGUGUAUCAGGGUCAUCGUAUGGCGGUGUAAAGAAGUCUCUGGGAGCCAGUAGGUCCCGAGGCAUAUUUGGGAAGUUCGUUCCUCCUGUACCUAAGCAGGACGGGGGAGAGCAGCUUGGGGGAAUGCAGUGUAAGCCUUCGGGCACAGGCCCUGCAGAACCAGCACACAUAGCUGACGAGCGUCUGAAGAACCUGGAGCCAAAGAUGAUCGAACUUAUUAUGAACGAGAUAAUGGAUCACGGUCCGCCGGUAAAUUGGGACGAUAUCGCAGGAAUAGAAUUUGCCAAAGUCACAAUAAAGGAGAUAGUUGUGUGGCCCAUGAUGAGACCGGACAUCUUUACUGGUUUACGAGGACCCCCUAAAGGAAUUCUGCUCUUCGGGCCUCCGGGGACUGGCAAAACUCUGAUCGGCAAGUGCAUUGCUAGCCAGUCGGGGGCAACGUUCUUUAGUAUCUCCGCUUCCUCCUUGACUUCUAAAUGGGUGGGAGAGGGGGAGAAAAUGGUCCGGGCGUUGUUUGCCGUCGCAAGGUGCCAGCAGCCGGCUGUGAUAUUUAUUGAUGAAAUCGAUUCCCUGUUGUCUCAGCGAGCAGAUGGUGAACACGAGUCUUCUAGACGGAUAAAAACGGAGUUUCUGGUUCAGCUAGAUGGAGCAGCCACCUGUUCCGAAGACCGUAUUCUGGUGGUGGGGGCGACCAACCGGCCCCAAGAAAUUGACGAGGCCGCCCGGAGAAGGUUGGUGAAAAGGCUCUAUAUCCCUCUGCCAGAAGCUUCAGCUAGGAGACAGAUGGUGACGAAGCUGAUGUCCAGGGAGCGGUGUUGCCUGAGCGAGGAGGAGGUCAGCCUGGUGGUCCGGCAGUCCGAUGGCUUCUCGGGGGCUGACGUGACACAGCUGUGCAGGGAAGCGUCGCUUGGGCCCAUCCGCAGUUUACAAGCUGCUGACAUCGCCACCGUGACACCAGAUCAAGUCCGACCAAUAGCUUAUAUCGAUUUUGAAAAUGCUUUCAGAACCGUGCGGCCCAGCGUGUCUCCUAAAGAUUUAGAGCUUUACGAAAACUGGAACAGAACCUUUGGUUGUGGGCGGUAGACGGGACACUUGAAGUUUGAAGAGGGCACCUUGGUAACGCGCCCUUUCCCACUUUGUAACUUGGGAAACUGGGGGGUUAUUCAUUGUACUCUCAGUGUGUAUUUUGAAUUCUACACCUCAGAAAAAAUAGAGUAGUAAUAGUUGCAAUUUUACAAUUGAUCGGCUUAGCCCCUGUUAAUAGAAGCUUAGGUUUCACUCCAGUUACUGCCUGAUGUGCGAGCCUAUUUGUACAAAAUAUGAAUGAACGUGUUUCUUUUGUUCAAAGCGGGUCUUUGUUUUCAAGGUGGACAGUAUGAUGACUAGUGAGCUCACACCGAAACUAGGUUCUCAUUUGUAUGUGAGGAGGCAUCUGAUGGGUGCGCGUCUCCUGCUGAAGAAGGUUCCUUCUGCCGACCACGUGACUCGCGCGUUGGCCGGUGUGGUGGUUUACAUUUGAAGCCGCUUCGCUUGGUGUGCAGUGGAUUUAAGGUCUCCCCAAACAGCCGAAUGAGAGUGCCAGUUUUUUGUUCUUCGUCACUGCGUAACAGUUGCCUCCUGUUAACCAGGGCUGCCUGCGGGAGACACAUUCAGCGGUAGCCAGGUGUAAUCUGGUAUCAGAGACGUGUCCGCGGACUUGAAGGAUGAAGAAGGUGCAUUUUCCCAGGGGGGUAGAAUGUGUUUAAGAUUAAUAUUUUAUUUGGUAGUACUUCACAGCCUGUAGCAUCGGUCUCUCAAAAGUGAACGUCUGCAGGUUUCUACGUGGGACCCUUUUGUAAGUAGUAGAUGUUCAUUGUCGAAAUACCAGGGCAGAGAGCUGAAUAAGACGAAGAGGAGGAAGAUUGCGGUCAUCCCAGCCAGCACUUUGGGGAGCAUGCUGUCCAUUCUUGCAGACAUCUUCGGCAGGGUGGGGCUGUACGGUCGCCUCCGUAGCCUGCCUCUCUGUCACCGUCGCUUCCCGUGUGAAUGUGCUCUGUUUACAACAUCCUCCCUCAGGAUCCCACGCUGGAUGGACUGUAAUUUAUCCAGUCCUCUGCUCGGGGAUGCUCAGGGCAGGACACGAGCCGGUUUCCCCUUUGUUCAUUGUACACCAAAACACGUUGAAUGCCUUAGGGAUCUUUUUUAAAAACAAAUACGCCUCUCCUGAGUAAAAUUCUUGCAUUAAAUUCUUGCACGUUUUUAAGGCUGUUGGCACAUGUCCUGAAUUGUCCCCUAGAAAAGUCAUGCAUAUGUGGGAUUCCUCUCCACAGGAAGCCACCGUGCCUCCUUACCUGUCCCGUGUGGACAUUGGGUCCCCGCAGUUUUUGUUAGUGUUCUGCUUACAUCCGUCCGUUCUAACGGUGCUGGAUGCCAGCCGGUGUUUUGGGCGCUGAGAGCAGAGCGGUGAACAGUAGGCAAAGAGCCUUGGUCUUACGUAGGUGACAUUCAAGUUGUAAUGUUUUCUCUUGACAGUGCAGUUGAAGACGGAAUUUGACAGGUGACUUUAGACCGUUGUUUUCAUUUUUGUUCUUGGCUCGCCUUCUAUUUCUGUACUCCCUUGAAAGCUUUGUUUUUCCAUCUGUGAGUUUUUCCCUUUGAAACAUGCCAUUGCCUUUUAUUAGAAUUUGGAUGUUAAACUGCUCGUCUCUGGUUUUAGGUAAAUGUUUUAAAGUGUAAAGCACGUCACAUUAUUAAAAUGUAA